This is a messenger RNA of Nilaparvata lugens (brown planthopper), 1981 nucleotides long. Its product is annotated as prostaglandin E synthase 3-like. NCBI's taxonomy places the organism in Eukaryota, Metazoa, Arthropoda, Insecta, Hemiptera, Delphacidae. Gene Ontology annotation, cellular component: cytosol; nucleus. Gene Ontology annotation, molecular function: protein-folding chaperone binding; Hsp90 protein binding. The record is from RefSeq and is a predicted model, not a curated record. Gene Ontology annotation, biological process: chaperone-mediated protein complex assembly; protein folding. The transcript has 4 exons. The coding region runs from base 425 to 937 and encodes 170 amino acids.
AUUGUUUUUGUUUCUAACAUAAUUUUAUUGUGAAAUGUAUUACACGUAUUUAUUUAACUAUUCCUAAGAACCUUGAAUUACAUAAUUUUUGUUAUUUCAUCCACCCGCUCCUACCAAUACUAUUCGCCGCCAUCUUGUGAUUUGAUACUUCUCAUAUUGAUUUACCGAAAUAAUAAUUAAAAUCUUCUUUAUAAUUUGAUAAAGAGUGCCAGAUAACAUUAUUUAAUCAUGUUAUUUCUUGAGAUUGAUAAAUAAGCAUCCUACCCUCUAUUAGUUUGAUUUCAAACUGUCGAACUAGCCAACCUCCUCAGUAGCGUGUUCCUUGCUGUUGAAAUCGGUUCAUUUUAUAUUCUUUUUCUGAGAAAAUAAUUGAAUAAUAAGUUAGUCUUUACGUUAAUUGUAAUUUCACUUUUUACAUUUUAUAAUGGUGCAACUACACAAUAUUGCGAUACCUCCGCCCGUGCUGUGGGCUCAGCGAACGAAUUGUGUAUUCCUGACUAUUUGUUUGGAAGAUUGUAAAAACCCCGAUAUAAAGAUGGAAAACGACAAAGUAAUUUUUAAUGGGGUGGGUGGAACCGAAAAGAAACCUCACGAGUUAACCAUAAAUUUGUUUAAGGAAAUCGACCCAGAGAAAUCUGCCAAAUUUGUUAGAGAUAGGAACAUAGAAAUCAUCUUGAAGAAGAAAGAAGAAGGACCAUACUGGCCCCAUCUGACGAAAGAAAAGGAGAAGCAUCAUUGGUUGAAAGUGGACUUUGACAAGUGGAAAGAUGAGGAUGACAGUGAUGAUGAAUUUGGAAGCGGCCAACCAGAUGACCUUGAUGAGAUGGUGCGAUCGAUGGGUGGACUGGGCGGCGGCGCAGGCAUGGGCAAGGAGUCGUUAGACGACCUGGACGUGGAGGAGCCAGACUCGGACGACGAUCUGCCCGACCUCGAGUGAACACUCUCAGCCGACCGCGAUACUAUGGUCUUCGAAAGACAUUCUAUUAUGUGUUUCCACGAUUAGGUUCGACAUUGUGUUUUUUUAUUAUAGCUCUUCAAUUCAACAAGGACGAUAUUAUUAUUAUUCACGAUUUAGUGAUCAUCCCAAAGGUCUGUCAGAAAGGAUUUCUUCUUUCAAACGCAGAAAUUGAGCAUUCAUUCCAAAGUGAUGUGACUUUAUCCCUUUUACUAUCUGAAAUCACCUUAACGGUUCUGUCUCAACUAAUCACAUUAUUGAAGCUAUUUUAUUCGAUAGAAAUAAAUUUACUUUGAGUGUCUUGAGAGUCGUAGUGUAGCAAGCGUUUUUGAUAUUAUCCGCCAUUUGCAUUCCCUACAAAUAAAAUGAAUUGUGGCCUUUUUGGAUUGCUGGAUAAAUUCAUAUUUAAUUGUCUCCAUUGCUCUAUAUGAUAUUAAAAGCAUAGCAAUAUUAUUAAUUUUAUUUACUUGUAUGAGUAUUAGUACCGAAAAUACGAUAUUAGGCAACUUAUAAUGUAACCUUUCGCAUCACAAUCUAAGUAUAUUAUGGAGUUUUUUAAGUCACCGAAUCAAAUAUCAAAAUAUCUAACCCUUACUACUUUUGUGGUUUGUCUAUUUAUUUUUUUAGUUUUACUAGUUAAAUUUAUCCCCUGAGAUAUUACAUUUUGUACCUCAAAAUAUUCACAGUUAUUAAUGAAGUAAGUUUCAAUGAAAUUCUUUUUUAGUAGGGAGAUAAUCUGCAAGUUAUUUGCAAGGAUGGUCAGGUCUCCCUGUUCUCUGGUUACUUUUUCAAGCUCAUGACAUCUGUUAUUAUAUUUUAAUGAAUUGAGUAUAAUUGUUAAUUUAGUUCAAUUCUAUGAUUUGCAGUAAGUUUCUAAUUUGGAGCUUUUUUGUACAAUCAAUAAAAAUAUUAUAAUUCUCGAUUGGUUGGUUCUCAUUUUAUAAAUCUUGAUAUUAAAGAAUUUCUCAAAUUUAUUAAAUUAAAUAUAAUUUGUAGAUUGUUCACCGACAUUUAGAACCUGCACCA